Messenger RNA from Octodon degus (degu), 2844 nucleotides. RefSeq names its product apelin receptor (gene Aplnr). Gene Ontology annotation, biological process: G protein-coupled receptor signaling pathway; immune response. Gene Ontology annotation, cellular component: membrane. The transcript has a single exon. NCBI's taxonomy places the organism in Eukaryota, Metazoa, Chordata, Mammalia, Rodentia, Octodontidae. The coding region runs from base 299 to 1498 and encodes 399 amino acids. Gene Ontology annotation, molecular function: G protein-coupled receptor activity. The record is from RefSeq and is a predicted model, not a curated record.
UGGGUGGGGGCGCAUCUGGCCUCCUCGCCGCCCAGUGACAAGCAGAGGGAGAAGAACAGCACAGAAGUGGGCUCUGACUCCGGAUCCUUCUGCUCCGGACGGACGAGGGGGUGGCCAGGAGGUGGGCGGGAGAGGUCUGAGGCUGGGUUGAGGAGGUGGCCGGAGUGGAGCCUCCCGCCCGGCCGGCUGGAGAGGUGGCAGGACAGCAGCCGAAAGGGACAUCCUAGGACUCCUCCUGAGGGCUGGGAAGGGCUCAGAGUGGCUGCAGCCCCCGCCUCUGCCCUGAAACUCUGGUGCCAUGGCCCUGACCACCCUGGGACCCCUGCCCACGUCCUCCUUGAUGCCUAGCACGGAAGAGGAAGGGGGCGAGUUUGACAACUAUUACGGGGUCGACAACCAGUCGGAGUGCGAGUACACGGAGUGGCGGUCCUCCGGCGAGCUCAUCCCCGCCAUCUACCUGCUGGUCUUUUUCCUGGGCACUGCAGGCAAUGGCUUGGUGCUGUGGACUGUGUUUCGGAGCAGCCGGGAGAAGCGGCGCUCGGCCGACGUCUUCAUCGCUAGCCUGGCGGUGGCCGAUCUCACCUUCGUGGCGACGCUGCCACUCUGGGCCACCUACACCUACCGGGACUACGACUGGCCCUUCGGAACCUUCUCCUGCCGGCUCAGCAGCUACCUGGUCUUCGUGAACAUGUAUGCCAGCGUCUUCUGCCUCACUGGCCUCAGCUUUGACCGAUACUUGGCCAUCGUGAGGCCGGUGGCCAGCGCCCGGCUGCGGCUGCGGGUCAGCGGGGCCUUGGCCACGGCAGGGCUGUGGGCGCUGGCUGCGCUGCUGGCCGCGCCGGUCAUGGUGCUGCGCACCACGGGGAGCCCGGACAACAGCACCGGCGUACACUGCUACAUGAACUAUUCCCUGGUGGCCUCCUCGGUGGACUCUGAGUGGGCCUGGGAGGUGGGGCUGGGUGUCUCGUCCACGGCCGUGGGCUUCGUGGCCCCCUUCUCUGUCAUGCUCACCUGCUACUUCUUCAUCGCCCGGACCAUCGCCGGCCACUUCCGCAAGGAGCGCGCCGAGGGCCUGCGCAAGCGGCGCCGGCUGCUGGGCAUCAUCGUGGUGCUGGUGGUGACCUUCGCGCUCUGCUGGCUGCCCUACCACCUGGUCAAGACGCUCUACAUGCUGGGCAGCCUGCUGCACUGGCCCUGCGGCUUUGACCUCUUCCUCAUAAACAUCUUUCCCUACUGCACCUGCAUCAGCUAUGUCAACAGCUGCCUCAACCCGUUCCUCUACGCCUUCUUCGACCCACGCUUCCGUCAGGCCUGUGCCUCGGUGCUCUGCUGGGGCCAGCGCGGCUGCGGGGUGCCCUCUCACAGCAGCGGCAGCGGGGACAAGUCUGCCAGCUACUCUUCGGGGCACAGCCAGGGUCCGGGUGCCAGCGCGGGCAAGGGCGGGGAGCAGAUGCAGAAGUCGCUCCCCUACAGCCAGGAGACCUUAGUGGUGGACUAGGGCCCUGGGACCGGCUGCAACUGCGCAUGCUCCUGCUGGCCCUCACCGGUCCUCCAACUGUGCGCCCACCUCGUGCAAAGUCUUUCCCCUAGCCUCAGUUUCUUCGUUUGCAUAAGAUGGGGACAGGCACUGCAGUCCCUGCGCUGGGGAGUUCCGACUCAGCAGGGGCCUUCCGCUCGGUCCUUAGAUCCCCACGUCUCUCUCUCCUCUUUGUUCCAGGCAGUCCUCACCUUCAGCGCGACCCUUCUGUCCCUCCACCAGCACCCAGCUGGGCCUGCUUCCUUGGGGCUCCUAAAGGUUACGGAUCCCAAGGUGGGGGCUGCGCAUGAGCAGAGAAGUAGUCCCGCAGUCCCGGUGCCUGCAGAGCUCAGGGCACCUGGCUGAGGACCCCAAGAGAGAAGCACUGGGGAUGGGUCCCAGUGCCGCUCCCACCCCAGCCUUCGGAGAGCCGCACGUCCUAGGCUCCCAGGAAGCUUCCGACAAGAACAGGAGGAUGUCCCGGUUACCCUGCGGGGAGUUGGGCUGGCAAAAGCCAGCCGGGUGGGGGGGUCCCUUUCCUCUCCGCCUGACCCCUCCCCUCCCCCAUAUCUGAGUAGGGGGCCGGGUGCCCGUGGGAACGCAAGCUAAGCCAGGCUUCUGGCAGGAUGCAUGAAGGCAAAGGGCCCAGCUGCAAUGCACUCGGAUGCGUACCCUCCACUGUGGUGGAGAAGAAGAGAUCUGGGGGCGGAGAGGGCCCGGUGAACGCACCCCACUGGGUGGGGCCCCACGGCAGGUCCGUGGUCUGCGUCUAUGCCGGGUUGCCUGCAGGGAGUCCCCACUGGUGUCCUAGCGGCUCCUCCUCAGUUUCCGCGUUGGGAGGGGCGCUGCUUAGAGCCCUAGCAGCCCCGAGUUUGCAGCGUUCCCCUCCCCCACUCCUGUUUCUGGGGUCCCUUCAGCUUUCAGAAUGGCAGUGAAGGGGCUGAUAGCCUGACGUUCCCACUGCCAGAGGGGCCUAUGCGACUGGAGCAGGCGGCCCAUCCUGUCCUGGGCUUGUCCUGGGGACUCUGCAAAUGCAGGAUAGGACAAAUGCAGCAGGGACUGGAAGAACCCUGCUUGAGGUGUGAGGACACUUGGACUGCCUGAAUGGAAUCCUUUGUGCCGCAGAGGCAGGAGGAUCUCCGUGACUCGGUCUCCUACCCUGGGGCCAGAACUUUCCAGUGCUCACUGUGGCCAGGCUGCCUGCAGGGCACCCAGGUGGCUACCCACGGCACAGAAGGUGGCGCUCCCUGUCCCCUUCUCCAGGCUGUCUCCUUGCUAUCUCCCAACCCCUGUUAGUCACUGCGGCUCAUCCAAUAAAGUGUGUUGUG